AUGGCGGACAAGAUCAAGAGGGAGAUUUCCAACUUCUUCUUUGAGUAUGACACCCCUAGGAUGGUCCUAGUCCGGGACAAGAAAGUCGGCUUGACCUUCAGACUCAUCCAGUUUGGAGUCCUGUGCUACAUCCUGGGGUGGGUGUUCUUGUAUGAAAAAGGCUACCAAGAUGUAGAUGACAUCAUCAGUUCAGUCUCCAUAAAAUUAAAAGGAUUAGCAGUUACCAAUCUUCCAGAUCUAGGAACAGAGAUCUGGGAUGUAGCGGAUUAUGUGUUCCCUCCACAGGGAGACAGCUCUUUUGUUGUGAUGACUAACUUCAUUAUUACUCCAGAACAACAGAUGAAAACAUGCAAUGAGCUCCCUGAUUUAGCACCAUGUAAAACCAAUGAAGAUUGCACAGCCACUUCUUUUCGUCAAAGUCAAGGAGUCCUCACAGGAAAUUGCACAUUUUAUGACAACGAUACCAAAUCUUGUGAGGUCUAUGCUUGGUGCCCUGUGGAGAAUGACCUCACAGUCCCUAAUCCUCCAUUAUUGCUGCAAGCAGAAAAUUUCACAUUAUUUAUCAAAAACAGCAUCAAUUUUCCAAAACACAAAGUUAAUAGACAGAAUUUAGUGGAAUCAGUAACCAGUGAUUAUCUGAAGAAAUGUGUCUACCAUAAAGAUACAGACCCACUUUGUCCCGUUUUUCGACUUGGAUAUAUCGUGGAGCAAACAGGACAGAAUUUCCGUGACAUAGCCUAUAAGGGAGGGACGAUUAGCAUUAUAAUCGACUGGAUUUGUGAUCUGGAUUGGCCACUGAAAUACUGUAAACCCACAUAUAGCUUCCAUGGACUCAAUGAUGAGAACUCAGCCUCACAGGGCUUUAACUUCAGGCAUGCAAGGUACUACAAAGAUAAUGAUGUAAAGAAAAGAACAUUAUUCAAGGUCUUUGGUAUUCGCUUUGACAUCUUGGUAAAUGGAGAGGGAGGAAAAUUUAAUAUAAUCCCAACAAUGACAACAAUAGGUUCAGGAAUUGGUAUUUUUGGAGUGGCAACUGUUGUAUGUGACCUAAUGUUAUUGCAUGUACUUCCCAAACGGAACUACUACAAGGAGAAAAAAUUUAAGUAUGCAAAAAAUGAAGAAAAGAAAACUUUAAAUAAAGAAGAUGGAACAGGCUGUUCGAAUGACAGUCAACAAGACUUCCCCCAAAACUCUGGGAUUCCUGUAGCAACACCUGCCAGUUAA
Molecule: messenger RNA, 1224 nt
Organism: Nanorana parkeri
Lineage: Eukaryota; Metazoa; Chordata; Amphibia; Anura; Dicroglossidae
Gene: P2RX1
Product: purinergic receptor P2X 1
Exons: 12
Coding region: 1-1224 (407 amino acids)
Biological process (GO): monoatomic cation transmembrane transport; response to ATP
Cellular component (GO): plasma membrane; nuclear inner membrane
Molecular function (GO): extracellularly ATP-gated monoatomic cation channel activity; ATP binding; purinergic nucleotide receptor activity
Source: RefSeq, a predicted model, not a curated record